AAGGUGAAAUGUGAAGGAUGCCUCUACUCCUCUAAUAGUGGGGCUUUUUCGCAGCUUUUUAUAUAAACUAUAUAAAUCACAGCCACUGUGCCCAUAUUAGUACAAACCAUGAAAGUUAUCGGUGUGAUUGUCAUCCUGGUCGCCGCCGCCAGCGCCGCCCCCCAGCAGGGCCGUGACGCCCAAAUCCUGCGGUUCGAAAACGAAAACAUUGGGAUCGACGGAUACAAAUUCAGCUACGAAACUAGCGACCCCAUAACCAGACAAGAAACAGGCGAAUUGACCAACGCUGGAAGCGAAAACGAAGCAAUCAUAGUUAAGGGAGAAUACAGCUAUGUGGGUCCUGAUGGGAAGACCCAUUCUGUCAGCUUCGUAGCUGACGAAAAUGGAUACAGACCCAGUGCCAAGACUGCCAGAAAGUAAAAGCUCAAAACGGAUUUGGAAUUGUGUUGAGUUGUUCAACAUCUUGUAAAAAGUCUUAAAUACAUAACUGACCUAUA
Messenger RNA from Tribolium madens (black flour beetle), 497 nucleotides. Its product is annotated as endocuticle structural glycoprotein SgAbd-5-like. Gene Ontology annotation, molecular function: structural constituent of chitin-based larval cuticle. The coding region runs from base 109 to 420 and encodes 103 amino acids. NCBI's taxonomy places the organism in Eukaryota, Metazoa, Arthropoda, Insecta, Coleoptera, Tenebrionidae. The transcript is spliced from 2 exons. The record is from RefSeq and is a predicted model, not a curated record. Gene Ontology annotation, cellular component: chitin-based extracellular matrix.